CGAUCCGUUUCGACGGCCUUUGAACGAGCCUUCAUCCAGCGCGAGCAGGAUGUCGUCUGUUUUCACGAGCCAUUCGGUGAGCCAUUCUACUAUUCUGCCGAGCGCAUGAGCACACGAUACUCGGAAGAAGAGUGCAAAAAUAGCGGCCAACAUGACAAGACUUUCAACAACAUUUACCAAGAAAUUCUUGCGGCGUCAAAGGAUGAAAAGUAUGUCUUUGUCAAGGACAUGUCACAGUACAUCGUCAAGCCUGACUCCAUUGAAGGCAAAAACCCCACAGUCUUUACAGACGACGAGCUGAAAAGCAUGACACACUCAUUUUUGAUUCGCACCCCCGAAAAGUCUGUGCCGUCCUACUACCGAUGCUGCUCGGGUGACCAGGCCAAAGAGACUGGCUUUGAGACAUACGAUCCUGAUGAGGCCGGCUAUCGCGAGUCAGUGACCUUAUUCAAGUACCUGACGAGCAUUGGCAUUGAGCCCAUUAUCGUCGACUCGAGCGAUUUAAUCAAGACGCCCAAGUUGGUUAUGCAGGCAUACUGCAAGCAUGUCGGCAUUCCCUACCUGGAGGGCAUGAUUGAGUGGAAGGCGGAGAAAGUGGAGAGCUUUGACAAAUGGAAGGGAUUCCAUGAUGAUGCUCAGCAGUCCACUGGCUUCAAAGAGGUCAAGCGAGAAAAGGAGACGCACCCAGAGAUUGUCACAAAGACAAUUGAAGAGAACAAGGCGCCCUAUGAAUGGUUGUUUGAGCGUAGAGUCAAAAUUGACAGUCAAUAGCGAGGUAUACAUAUGGAGUUUGCAGAACAACCUGAAGUAUCUUG
Messenger RNA from Protomyces lactucae-debilis, 815 nucleotides. RefSeq lists its product as uncharacterized. The transcript has 3 exons. NCBI's taxonomy places the organism in Eukaryota, Fungi, Ascomycota, Taphrinomycetes, Taphrinales, Protomycetaceae. The record is from RefSeq and is a predicted model, not a curated record. Bases 106 to 771 code for a protein of 221 amino acids.